AUGCACGAAGCCAAAGACACGUCAGACAAGCCCAAGUUUACCCGUUUCAUAAGUAUGGCGGCAUUUGGCAACGAGGAGAAGGCCAAAGCUCUCUACGCCUUUUCGCUACCAAGCAUCGACACAGCGGUCGAGAUACCGCCCGGGACAACACCGUCGCCGUUUGCGUCCCACGACCGAUCCUCGAAGAAGCGCGCCCACGAUGGGUCCUAUAGCCGGUUCCAGCAGGAUGAGCGAGACCAUCGUCCCAGGAAACAUGGACGGCACCGAUCGCCGCCUCCGGGGCCGGAUAAGUGCUUCUUUUGCCUGUCGAACCCCAACCUCUCGGCGCACAUGUGCUGUUCAAUCGGCGACGAGAGCUACCUAGCUACAGCCAAAGGACCCUUGCCUGCCUCGGAUACGUUUGCCAAAGAGGGCCUCAACUUCCCGGGUCACUUUAUCAUCAUCCCUCUUUCUCACGCACCCACCGUCAUCUCUAUGGGAGAUCCAACCGAUGCGGAGAGCACGGCAGUAAGGACGUACAAGGAAAUGACGCGAUUCAGGGAGUCGCUCCAGGCCAUGUUGGCAAAACGCUCAGAGUACAAAUUGGGUGCCGUGACAUGGGAGAUAUCACGAGGCCGGGGAAUACACGCGCACUGGCAGCUUCUGGCGGCACCGGCCGACAUUAUACGCAAGGGGUUGGUAGAAGCGGCCUUCAAGGUGGAAGCUGAGAAUUUAUCGUACCCCGAGUUCCAGACCACGGACCUGACGCUCGAAAAACAGGUGGAGUUUGGGGACUAUUUCCGCGUCUGGGUCUGGGCGGAUGACGGUGACAGCAAAAUUAAGGGCACUAGUCUCGUCAUGCCCCUGGAUCCCGACUCGCGGUUCGAUCUCCAGCUGGGCCGCCGGGUGAUGGGCAAGCUACUUGGAUUGGAAAGCCGAUUGGUCUGGCAGAACUGUGUGCAGGAGGAGGAGGAGGAAAAGGAGGACGUAGAAGCGUUCAGGCUCGCCUUCAAGGAGUGGGAUUUUACUCUGACGUAG
Parascedosporium putredinis is the source of this 1017-nucleotide messenger RNA. NCBI's taxonomy places the organism in Eukaryota, Fungi, Ascomycota, Sordariomycetes, Microascales, Microascaceae. The record is from the annotation of a GenBank genome assembly.